GAAAUAUUGUUCGGUAAGCUUCGAAUUUGGUCGCAACUUUCGCGAUGAUCAAACACAUUUGAGCGCGUCUCCAAGUUACUUCUUCAGGUACAAUCAUCUAAGAGAUGAGUGCGAGACUCUGCUCUCCAUCAUUCUUCCUGCGCCUUUGUUAAAUUACCAACUGACCGAAGUGGAAAUUGUGAGAACUCCGGUAGAAGAUUAUAAAUGCGACUAUCCAGUCGUCAUUGCAUGACAUUGUCAUAAACUCUCAAGACGUCAUCUAGUCCGCUAAAUUUGCAUAGUUGACACUGGAACGAGAUUUUGGGAUCCAGAGACACACACACAAUGUGAUUUUUCACUCCAAUUUUCCAAAAGACUCAUCAAUACUGUCAAAUCUGACGCGAUGACUACUUUCUGUCGAACAAUUCCUUUUUCAUCUUUCUCUAAUUCCCGUCUGCGCCCUUUGGAACCUUUACCACUCUACUUCGCCAUUCCGUCACGGACAUAUAUCCCCAUUUGGCGACACAGCCAUUCUUUCAAAGCUCACGGUUUCUCAACAACAAGAUAUUGUCUGUCGACGAGCAGGCCCAAGUCCCGCCGUACGUCCACUGAAGAUCUGUUCAACUACACCUCCGGGCGCUUCCUCUACAACGAGAACAUCCGUCUUGCCGAACGACAUGUCGAGUUCAACGUCGAAGCUCUCAAGACCGCUGCCGCAGAAUGCGUUGGUCGGAAAGGGGUCACGCAUCUUGAAAAACUCGCCGAAGGCGGCUUCAGUCGUGUCUUCCUUCUUACCAUGGAUGACGGUUUCGAAGUGAUUGCCAAGAUCCCAUAUUCAUUCACAGUCCCGAAAGGCUUAACCACUGAAAGUGAAGUUGCUACUCUAGACUUUUUGCGUUCCAAGGGCAUCCCCGUUCCUCGAGUCUACGCGUAUUCUUCGAAAAGCGAUAAUCCAGUCGGAACAGAGUAUAUUAUCAUGGAAAAGGCCCCCGGAAAACCGCUGGAAGAGUGUUGGUUCACUCUCACGCCUAAAGACAGAGUCCGUUUGGUAACAAGCUAUGUUGAUAUCGAGACGAAACUCUUUUCUAUCCCGUUUGGAGCGUAUGGCAGCUUGUACUACAAAGAUUGUCUACCGCAGAACCUUCAACCAGGUUUAUAUGCUCCUGGAAUGGGAGAUGGUGUUGAUGGAACCGGGGAAAGAUUCUCUAUUGGGCCUUCUACAGAUUACAUGUUCUGGCGAGGAAACCGUGCCUCUCUAGAUUUGCAUCGCGGGCCGUGGAGAAAUCAGCUCGAUUAUAUUCGUUCGAUCGGGAUACGCGAAUUGGAAUGGACGCGCAGAUUCGGAAAGCCGCUCGAGAACGACUUUCCUCAAAAUAAUAUAGUCAAAGGAAAGGUUGAUCCUAAAUUGCACUUGGAUCUUUUGGACAAAUAUAUUUCCAUAUCACCAUUCAUCCUGCCCGAAGAUCGCGCAAGUCCGAUGAACACUCCGACAAUGCGUCAUCCUGCAGACCUAACUCCAUCCAACAUAUUCGUCUCGGAUUCAUGUGAAAUUUCAUGCAUCAUCGACUGGCAACACACGACAAUCCUUCCGCUCCUCCUCACCGCCGGUAAUCCACCGCUCUUUGAGAAUCCCGAUUCUGGACCGCCAAAGAACCUAGAGAAGCCGUCUCUGCCUGAAGACUAUGCAUCUCUGCCUCCCGAGGAAAAGGCUUAUGCCGACGAACUGCAUCGCCGGAGAAUGCUAUUCUAUUUGUACAUGGUCUUUAACGGAAGAGAUAACCAGUCCCAUCUCGAUGCGCUGUAUUAUCCACUUUUGGCGCUUCGUCAACACUUGGUUACCAGAGCAGAAAAGCCAUGGAGCGGCAAUAUCGUUACGCUAAAGGGCGCACUUAUCAGACUUGUCGCAUGCUGGGAUCAGUUGAUAGCGGACAGAGGUCAACACAUGUCCUGUCCUGUCCACUUUGACCCCAGCGACGUCGAAGAAUUCUACCAGCUCGAAGAAAACUGGUUCAAGAUGAAUAUUCUGACGGAACACUGGCUGUCCCUCCUAGAUGAUUUGGGUCAAGACGGAUGGGUCAGAAACGAAUCCUACGACUCAGUCGUCCAGCUCAAUCAGCAGCUUAGAAGAGAGUGGGUCGCGGAAGCGGAAGCGGAAGCGGAUAACGAAGCGGAAGCCAAAGAAGAUGUGGCGUCCGUGGAAAAUCACUGGCCGUUUCAAGACCACGAGGAAUUCGAU
Xylona heveae TC161 is the source of this 2215-nucleotide messenger RNA. RefSeq lists its product as hypothetical. The record is from RefSeq and is a predicted model, not a curated record. Gene Ontology annotation, cellular component: mitochondrion. The transcript is spliced from 5 exons. NCBI's taxonomy places the organism in Eukaryota, Fungi, Ascomycota, Xylonomycetes, Xylonales, Xylonaceae. The annotation marks the transcript as partial.